CCGCCCCCGAUUCCGGAACUCCAAGUUCAUCUUUCUCCAGCUCGAUCUGGCUGGGCCACCAUGGACCUGGGACUUGCAGGUCGGCGGGCGCUGGUCACCGGCGCGGGCAAAGGCAUCGGGCGCAGCACUGUGCUGGCGUUGCAGGCGGCUGGUGCGCAUGUUGUGGCCGUGAGCCGGACACGAGCGGACCUUGACAGCCUGGUUAGCGAGUGUCCUGGCGUGGAGCCUGUGUGUGUAGACCUGGCAGACUGGGAGGCCACAGAACGGGCCCUAAGCAAUGUGGGACCGGUGGACCUGCUGGUGAACAACGCCGGCGUGGCUCUGCUGCAACCCUUCCUGGAGAUCACUAAGGAGGCCUGUGACACGUCCUUCAACGUGAAUCUUCGGGCUGUCAUCCAGGUGUCUCAGAUUGUGGCCAAGGGCAUGAUAGCUCGGGGAGUCCCAGGAGCCAUCGUGAACGUCUCCAGCCAGGCCUCCCAGCGGGCGCUGACCAACCAUAGUGUCUACUGUUCCACCAAGGGUGCCCUGGACAUGCUGACCAAGAUGAUGGCCCUGGAGCUUGGACCCCACAAGAUCCGUGUGAACGCGGUCAAUCCCACGGUAGUGAUGACACCCAUGGGCCGGACCAACUGGAGUGACCCCCACAAGGCCAAAGUUAUGCUGGAUCGCAUCCCACUUGGCAAGUUCGCUGAAGUGGAGGACGUGGUGGACACCAUUCUCUUCCUGCUGAGCAACCGAAGUGGCAUGACCACGGGUUGCGCUUUGCCGGUGGACGGCGGCUUCCUGGCCACCUGAGCCCCCCUUCACCAUUACUCCGCUCAGCCCUAUGCUCAGAACACUGUGCCCUCCGUCCCACCAAUAAACGUCUCUGUCCAGCCUGUGUGCUCAGGCAGGCAGAGAUCUGCAUGCCGUCUGUGAUCCAAA
Messenger RNA from Microtus ochrogaster (prairie vole), 924 nucleotides. It is a transcript of the gene Dcxr, whose product is annotated as dicarbonyl and L-xylulose reductase. NCBI's taxonomy places the organism in Eukaryota, Metazoa, Chordata, Mammalia, Rodentia, Cricetidae. The record is from RefSeq and is a predicted model, not a curated record. Gene Ontology annotation, molecular function: L-xylulose reductase (NADPH) activity; carbonyl reductase (NADPH) activity. Gene Ontology annotation, biological process: glucose metabolic process; xylulose metabolic process.